Messenger RNA from Anneissia japonica, 4892 nucleotides. RefSeq names its product ribonuclease 3-like. Gene Ontology annotation, cellular component: nucleus. Gene Ontology annotation, molecular function: ribonuclease III activity; double-stranded RNA binding. NCBI's taxonomy places the organism in Eukaryota, Metazoa, Echinodermata, Crinoidea, Comatulida, Comatulidae. The transcript is spliced from 23 exons. Gene Ontology annotation, biological process: primary miRNA processing; rRNA processing; pre-miRNA processing. The record is from RefSeq and is a predicted model, not a curated record. The coding region runs from base 89 to 4195 and encodes 1368 amino acids.
CAGCGCCGCGGCGGUCCGUUCGAACUGGCGUGUAGGGUAGUUGAGUGGUUUCUGGUUGUCAACUGUUUUCUUAUCUUUAAUAAAUUAAAUGGAUAACAGGAAUUAUCAUAAUCAGAACUUGAAUAAAUUUCACAAUGAGACUCAAAGACAAGCUGUGAGGGACAACACACAUCAUCAACAAUAUUCUUUCCAUCAGUCGAAUAAACUUUCCCAUUCGCGAUUUAGACAAAAUAUUCCAUCAAACGAAGGUCAUGAGAGUGAUCAAAUUCAGGCCUUUCCACCGAUAUAUCCGACACAGCAAAAUUGGCAGGAGCAUCAUACAUCAAGGUUAUCAAAGAGUUGGCCUGAUUCAGGUGACAGGAGGACAGAAUGGCAACAGAGAGAUCAAUACACGGCAGAAACAGAUACUAGCCAUAGGUUUAAUAGGAAUGACUCCACUUGGUCUCAAAGUUACUCACAACCAAGCCAAGCUUACAAUAAGCAACAGGUACAACCCCAGAGGUUUGGCAAUGAUCCCGGAAUGAGCAGCAGCCAUCAGGAGAAAAUGUUUCCCCAUCGAAGUGAGUACAGUGAUUGUAAUAGAUCAAGAUUUCAGGAUAGUGGAAUAACAAAUGAGUCUGUUCCAGGGAAUAUCAGAAGGACUGACUCCACUAGAGAAGGACGACGUUCCGAGAAAACUGCAGCUUAUGAAGACCUGCAAAUGAAUAAAUUCAACCAACAGAAACCAAAUUAUCAACAGCAGUUCAGUAGUAACAGAAGACGUGAGGGAUCCUCCUCAUCACGGUCCUCAUUUGACAGGCAGUCGCCUUACAGACGUCGGUCAAGAAGUAGGUCACCACGGCAUAGGUCACACCAUCCGUCUGCAUCUGGAUCACAGCGAUCUGGCAGAUCCAAGCUGCCAUCUGGUUCACGAAGUUGCAAAAGUCCAUUACAAAAAGAACAUCGUGGGUCGAGGGAUGAAAAUCGUAGAUCACGAAGAGACAAGCUAUCACCAAUACCAGGAGAGAUAAGAGAAAGUACACCAAUGAAUACUGAGGGGUUACAAGAUGAAGUAUCACCUACAAGAUCUUUAUCAAGAAAAGAUAGGUGGGACAACCUUGAAAAGGAAGCUGCAUUUUUUAACUCGUCUCAAGGCAGCAAGGAAAAGAUAAAAGAUGAUGAUGGAGAAGAGAAGCAGUCCACUCCCCCAUGGAUACAGUGCUCCCCAAAAGAAAACUUCUACACCAGUGAGGCUAGCAAACAGAAGAACCAAUCUACAAUGGCUGCUACAUCCAAACUAAUUGAGCUGCUUGAUAAGUUUCAAACACAGAUAGUAGAAAGAGGCAAGAGAUUACGGGAUAAACAACCCCCUGUACAACUUCCAGCACCGAAACGGCAUUGGCACGUACAUAAGGACUGUUCUGACUCAUCAUCAUCGUCCUCUGACUCAAGUUCCUCAGACAGUGACUCUGAAGACUAUGAUCCACUGGAGACAUUCAAGAUCAAGGAACAACAUCCAUACCGUCUGCACAAGAAUCUCUGGUACAAUGAUGCAGGAGAGCUUAAUGAAGGUCCAUUGUGCAGUUGCAGUCCAUCUGCAAGGAAAAUAGGCAUCCAGCACAACAUAUUUCCUGGCGAAACCCCUUUCCCUUUAUGUAACCCCCUUACCAAUAAUGCUGGGAAACUUCACCACUACCGAAUCACAAUGUCUCCAGCUAAAAACUUUUUGACACAUCAGCCAACAGUAAUAGAAUAUGAUGACAGGGAGUACAUAUUUGAAGGCUUCUCUAUGUUCUCACAUUUCCCUUUAGAUGAGAUCCCUACAUGCACUGUCAUCAGAUUCCAGAUUGAGUACACGAUACAUUUUCUACCUGAAGCUAUGCCAGAGAAUUUUACAGUUUGUGGCAUGGACUUAUUUGCUAAUUUCCUGUUUGAUGAGUUGCUUGAACUUCUUGACUUCCAUUACAAAGCAAAAGAAGGCUGUCAGCUAUUCCAUUUCAUGCCUCGGUUUGCCCGCUCCCUCCCAAACAACGGCAAAGAGAUUCUUUCUAUGCACCAUGUGAUGCAGGCUUUAAUACGAAAAGGUCGUAGCUUCACAGAUGUCCUGGAAGAGAUGAAUUGGAGGGAGUAUGAUGACAUCGACUGGCAAAGUUUUGCAGAAGACAUGAAGAACUCAAUUCUGACAUACCCUGGCAAGAAACCAAGUUCGGUUCGAGUUGACCAGAUUGAUAGGGAGGAAGAAGAAAUUGACAAAGCACGCCCAUUCCCAACCAUCGUUCAUUUUGGAGUGAGACCUGUUCAGCUCACCUAUGCUGGGGAUCAUCAGUAUCAAAAGCUGUUUAAGUCCAUCUUGAAAUUACAGCAUCUCAUAUCCAAUAAGCCCAAAGUGACGCCAGCCGACCGACGAAAACUCACCGAAAGGUCUGAACAACUGCAGGCCAUAAGACUCUCAAAGAAUAUGUCACGUGAAGUUACUGCAGAACUCAACUGUGACGGUGCUUAUGUGACAGGGUUAAAAUCAGACAUCUGCCAGCAUGCGUUAAUGCUUCCAGUUCUGGUGGAUCAUAUACGAUACUUUGCUUGCCUUCACAAUUUAGAGAAAUGUAUAGGUUAUGUAUUCAAAGACAAGGUCCUAUUAAAGCAUGCAAUGACUCAUCCAUCUUAUGGUCAGGGUUACGGGAUGAACCCCGACCAUGUAAGAAAUUCACUUUACAACUGUGGAAUGCGCCACCCAGACUACGGGGACGAGAAGGGUAAGCAAGAAAUGUACAACCGUAAGAAGGGUAUCAACAUUCUCAUUAACACAAUGUCCAAGAUGGCCCAAGAUGAUGAAACGCCCUCGCACAUCCAUCAUUAUGAACGUCUGGAAUUCCUCGGUGACGCAGUUGUUGAGUUUAUCACCAGCACCCAUUUGUAUUUACUGUUCCCGGAUAUUGAGGAAGGGGGACUGGCAACCUUCCGUCAGGCUAUUGUGCAGAAUCAACACCUUUCUGUCCUAGCUAAGAAAUUGAAGCUGGAUCACUAUCUUCUAUAUGCACAUGGACCAGAUCUCUGCCGUAAAUCUGACCUUCGACAUGCCAUGGCUAACUGCUUUGAAGCUCUGAUGGGUGCUAUGUAUCUUGAGUCAGGCCUUGAGUAUGUUAAUAAGACAUUCUCAUCUGUCUUGUUUGAUGGACAACAACUGAGGAAUAUUUGGAACAGAUGUCCAAAGCAUCCUUUACAGAUUGAAUGCCCUGAUGGUGACCGGCACAUGUUACAAUCCUAUCCCAUCCUUCAGAAACUCAAUCAAUUUGAAGAUGCAACUGGUAUCUAUUUCAAAAAUAUUCGCCUUCUAGCUCGUGCAUUCACUCAAAGAACUGUGGGAUACAACAAUCUUACAAGGGGACACAACCAGCGUAUGGAGUUCCUGGGAGAUUCCGUCCUCCAGAUCAUUACGUCCUGUUACCUUUAUAGGCACUUUCCCGACCACCAUGAAGGACAUUUAUCGCUUCUCCGAAGUUCUCUUGUAAACAACCGAACCCAAGCAACAGUGGCCCGUGAGUUAGGCCUAGAGAACUACAUUAUUGAUGUUGAUACACGGAGUAAAAAACCCGGACCACAGCCUACUAAGACACUAGCUGAUUUACUAGAAGCAUUUUUAGGUGCUCUCUAUGUUGACCGUGGACUUGAGUUCAUCAAGGUGUUUUGUGAAGUGUGCUUCUUCCCAAGACUGAGUGAAUUUAUUAGAAGUCAAGAUUGGAACGACUCAAAGUCACAGCUUCAACAGUGCUGUCUGACGCUACGACAAGAAAACAAAGAACCUGAACUACCAACCUACAAAGUUAUUCAACAGACUGGUCCGACCAACUCGCGCCGUUACACAGUUGCUGUCUAUUUUAGGAACAAACGUAUUGGAACUGGCACAGCUUCGAAUGUUCAAGAUGCACAGAUGGCUGCAGCAAAAAAUGCCCUUGAGAACUAUGACUUUCCCCAGCUUCAACAUCAGAAGCAGCUUCUGGGGAAGGUUCACAUGGAUCAACAACCAUCAAAGAAUGAAAGGAGAGAUAAAACCCAAGGGAGAAGUAAAGAGAGAAUGAGAGAUGAAAGAGAUAGAGAACGAAGGGAUGGAAGAAGUAGGGACCGAAGGAAAGAUGAUCGAAGGGAUGAUGAUGACCGGUAUAGGGAAAGAGAAGGUGAGAGGCCAUUCAAAAGAAGGACAAUGGACUCAACAUGGUAGCUAGUGCAAAAUGAGAUAUCAGUAUUUAUAUUUAUACAAAUUGUUUUAGCAAUGUUUUAUGUGCAAAAAGUGGUGUGUUCAUCAAUGAUAUUUCAGAAGUUCAGUCAUAAGACAUGGCUUCGGGGAGUUACAUACAUGUACUCGUAUAGGACAAGAAGUUAUGAAAUUAUUAAUCAAUCAGUCAAUUGGAUAUUUAUAUGAUACAUCCAUAGUAGAUGGAAUUAAAACAGAAGAUGAAGGAGGGUUAUCAUGUUAUUUUUCAAAAACAGAACUUGGUCCUAAUCAUAGUCAAGGGUCAUUGAUUUCUCCUGGAACUAUGAAAAUGUGUGUAUUCAUGAUGUAGUCUAUUAUGAGGUGCUUGAAAAUAAAGCAAUAAAAAACAACUCAGUUUUACUGUAGCCUCUUUUUAUUCCCUUCAAAGCAUCACAUCAUUGAUAUGCAUAGAAUUAUUCCAGAUAGCAUCUAUGCAUAGGCUAGCAUAUUUCAACCAAAUACAGCAUUUUUAAAUAUAUCUCAUAUUUAGAUUCAAAUAAUAAAAAGACAUGGAAUCCUUGGUCCGCUUUUGAAUAGGGAUUAUUCUUUCCUCAAUUAAACAGAAUGCAAGCACCAGUUAUGCCACCUACAUACGGCUACAGGUUUACAAGCCCAUUUUAUAUAGUUGAUGGAAACCUUCAGACUAUUCUACUACAGUGAUACU